GGCAAUCAAUUUCGUAUAUGCAAAGAUCUCUAAUGAAAAUGAAUGAAUGAAAUUUGACAAAAACAUUUGAUUAAGUAAUAAUUAAGUUUUAACUUCAAUAAUCCGCAUCAACAAGAGGCGAUAAUCUCACCUCAGUGACAGCUAAAUGUCACCUGUCGGUGUUGUAUCAUAACCUCAAAAACUGUUCUGUGCUCAAAAAUACAAUAUUUUUUUUAGUAUGUUGGUCGAGGAAAAGGAUGAAAACAUUCCAUCAGAGCUGCAACGGAAUCCAUACACAGAGACUGUAACUCCACUCACCAACGGCCUUUUGAAGACCUACGGCCCAAGUUUAACUCAAGUUAAGAACGCGUUAAGUGAAUUAACGGAGAAAGAGUCCACACUUCUAGAACAAGUCCACAGUGAAAAUUUGGCCUUAGCUGAAUCCCAGCAUUCAGAUGACUUACACACAAUGUUCGCCAAAAUUGAGACGUAUCAAACAAAACUGGUUAACAUAAAAAAGGAAAUGAAACACCUUCACGACAAAAGCGUAAAGUUGAAAAAACGUGCCUUAAAACUCCAACAAUUCCGUGAAAAGCAAGAUUAUAUUAAGCAGCAAAAAGAGGCCAAUAUUAAACAAGAAGAAGAUCUCAUUGUAAAGAAGUAAUACUAAUACAUAUAUUCACGUAAAAAAUAUAAUUAUAAAAAUAAUCUUCAAAGUUGGCCACCUCAUUGUGGCCUUCCAACAAGCACCAUGGUGAACUUUGGUGGUUUAUGCUAUACAGCGCUCGAAGUUAUCUUCAAUUUCGCCGGCGUAAUAACCUGGAAAAUGUAUUGUAAAUUAAGCGUCUGCGUCUGUAUUGAAAAAAUCUAUUUUUCAUAACUUCACCAGCGGCAAAAGCACAUCUUUGCAUAAAUCUGAUAUUUGCCUUCUCAGUUCUGCAAGUCCUCCCUUCUGUUAAGUGAGUGACUAUGACUAUGGUUUGGACGGGACUCCAAAUCGGACCAAUCCCAAAUAUUUAUUUAGUUAUUAGUUGUGUAUUACUGGUUGUAUGAAACCUGUUUGUUUUAUUUUUGUAUAAAAUUUUGUCUUUA
Molecule: messenger RNA, 1071 nt
Organism: Zophobas morio
Lineage: Eukaryota; Metazoa; Arthropoda; Insecta; Coleoptera; Tenebrionidae
Product: biogenesis of lysosome-related organelles complex 1 subunit 6-like
Exons: 4
Coding region: 218-643 (141 amino acids)
Biological process (GO): intracellular transport
Cellular component (GO): transport vesicle; BLOC-1 complex
Source: RefSeq, a predicted model, not a curated record